AGGUAGAGCUGCCCUGCGGCGGGCCGCGGACGGCCGGGAUGAGGUGCUGCGGCCUCUACGAAUUCGGUAAUUUCCGGUCUCGGGCUCCUGCGACCGCCGGCUACCCGCCCCACGGCCCUUGGUUCGGGGGCGCUCCACGGGGCGCCCUCCGGUUCCUUUCCCGGCUCAGGCCUGCCCCUCCCCCCGUACUUUGCAGACGCGGCCCGCGGCCCCCGGAGGCUUAUGCGCGUGGGCCUCGCACUGAUCCUGGUGGGUCACGUGAACCUGCUCCUGGGGGCCGUGCUGCACGGCACAGUCCUGCGACACGUAGCCAAUCCCCGCGGCGCCGUCACUCCGGAGUACACCACGGCCAAUGUCAUCUCCGUGGGCUCGGGGCUGCUGAGUGUUUCCGUGGGACUUGUGGCCCUCUUGGCAUCCAGGAACCUUCUGCGCCCACCACUGGACUGCUGGAUCCUUUGCUACCAUUGGACCAGGGGCCUGGACAGUCUGACUGCCCGUUUGACCCCACAAGAAUCUAUGAUACAGCCUUGGCUCUCUGGAUCCCUUCUUUGCUCAUGUCUGCAGUGGAGGCGGCCCUGUCUGGUUACUGCUGUGUGGCUGCCCUCACCCUACGUGGGGUUGGGCCCUGCAGGAAGGAAGGGCUUCAGGAGCAGCUAGAGGAACUGACAGAGCUUGAACUUCCCAAGUGUGAAAGACAGGAAAAUGAGCAGCUACUGGAUCAAAAUCAAGAAAUGCAGGCAUCACAGAAAAGCUGGGCUGAGGACAGGUGCUGAUCCGGAGGCUCAGUUCACAAUGGUGACAUAAACCCCAAGAUGACGUAAACAGUUGUAAUAAAAGUACUAAAACUUGAUGAUGAUUUCCUUUGGGGGGGGGGGAAGGGCACGAAGCUGAUGUUGGGAAUGACUUUGAUCAAAGAACACAGUGGUCUCCAU
Enhydra lutris kenyoni (northern sea otter) is the source of this 932-nucleotide messenger RNA. Its product is annotated as keratinocyte associated protein 3. The record is from RefSeq and is a predicted model, not a curated record. NCBI's taxonomy places the organism in Eukaryota, Metazoa, Chordata, Mammalia, Carnivora, Mustelidae. The coding region runs from base 39 to 773 and encodes 244 amino acids. The transcript is spliced from 6 exons.